GCCCGCUCUGCUCCCUCUUAGGAUGAAGGUGGCUGUGGGCCCAGACCCUUCCCUGGUCUAUAGGCCUGAGGUGGACCCAGAGGCAGCCAAGGACAAGGGCAGCUUCCGGAACUACACCUCCGGCCCGCUCCUGGACCGUGUCUUCACCACCUACAAGCUCAUGCACACGCACCAGACGGUGGGCUUCGUCAGGAGGAAGCACGCCCAGUUCCAGAGCUUCUCCUACAAGAAAAUGACUGUCUUGGAGGCUGUGGACAUGCUGGACGAGCUGGUAGACGAGUCGGACCCCGAUGUGGACUUCCCCAACUCCUUCCAUGCCUUCCAGACGGCUGAGGGCAUUCGGAAGGCCCAUCCUGACAAGGACUGGUUCCACCUCGUAGGGCUCCUGCACGACCUGGGGAAGGUCUUGGCUCUAGCGGGGGAGCCCCAGUGGGCGGUUGUUGGAGACACCUUCCCGGUGGGCUGCCGCCCCCAGGCCUCUGUGGUGUUCUGUGACUCCACCUUCCAGGACAACCCUGACCUCCAGGAUCCUCGAUACAGCACAGAGUUCGGCAUGUACCAGCCACACUGUGGGCUUGAGAAUGUCCUCAUGUCCUGGGGCCAUGAUGAGUACAUGUACCAGAUGAUGAAGUUCAACAACUUCUCCCUGCCCCCAGAGGCCUUUUACAUGAUCCGGUUUCACUCCUUCUACCCUUGGCACACCGGCGGCGACUACCGGCAGCUGUGCAGUGAGCAGGACCUGGCCAUGCUGCCCUGGGUGCGGGAAUUCAACAAGUUUGACCUGUACACCAAGUGUCCCGACCUGCCGGACGUGGACAAGCUGCGACCCUACUACCAGGGGCUCAUUGACAAGUAUUGUCCUGGGGUCCUGAGCUGGUGACUGGCCUGCCCACCCUGCUCGGCCUGGCUGGGUG
This is a messenger RNA of Molossus molossus (Pallas's mastiff bat), 914 nucleotides long. RefSeq names its product myo-inositol oxygenase (gene MIOX). The record is from RefSeq and is a predicted model, not a curated record. NCBI's taxonomy places the organism in Eukaryota, Metazoa, Chordata, Mammalia, Chiroptera, Molossidae. Gene Ontology annotation, molecular function: iron ion binding; inositol oxygenase activity. Gene Ontology annotation, biological process: inositol catabolic process. The coding region runs from base 23 to 880 and encodes 285 amino acids. Gene Ontology annotation, cellular component: cytoplasm. The transcript is spliced from 10 exons.